CUGCAAAGGUUACAUCGAUGGUAUCGAUAGUCCUCCGUCCUAUACCUCGACAACGCCUACACAUUCGCGCUUUUACUACUAGUCGGACGUUUUUCCGUUCAUCUAUUCCUUUUGCACGCAAAGCGAUAGCUCGACCGUCGCAACCGAGACCUUUCGCAUCUAGGCCUUUGUCUUCUCCUCGAAACAACCCAUACCAACGAUUCAACGUCAGCUCUUUUGACAAGAAAUAUCUGAGCGACAUGUCUGCAAAUGAUAACCAGAAGGAUUCGAAGGCUCAGAGGGAGAUCAAGGAGAAAUGUUUCAUCGUCGUCUUUGGAGCUUCGGGAGAUCUCGCUAAGAAGAUGACCUUCCCCUCGCUCUUCCAACUCUUCAAACUCGACCUCCUUCCCAGCAAGACCAAGAUCAUCGGGUACGCCCGGUCCGACAUGGACAAUGAUAAGUUCAUGGAACAGGUCGCUGGUGGUCUCGAGGGGGAGGACGAGAAGAAGGUCGAAGAGUUUAAAAAGUUGGCCAAGUAUGUCAGGGGGGCUUAUGAUGAGGACGAGGCAUUCCAGAAUUUGGAGAAUGAGUUGCAGACGAUUGCGGGCGACGAGUUUGAUGGAGAAUCGCACAGGCUGUACUAUCUCGCCGUCCCCCCCUCGCAAUUCACCUCCCUCGCUCAGAUGCUCGCCAAGAACAACAAGCCGAACUCUGAUAACAAGGCCAACACCAAGACGCUCUCCUCCAGGCUGGUCAUUGAGAAACCGUUUGGCAAAGACUCGGAGUCUUGUCAGAAGAUGAUGAAGGAUAUCGCCGAAGCUGGGUGGGAGCAGAAGGAGAUUUACCGAGUGGAUCAUUUCGCUGCGAUCGAGACGAUUAAACAACUCCCCUACCUGAUCUUUGCUCAACCGAGCCCGUUCUCGCCUCACAGCCUACUGAACAAGAACCACGUUCAGGCGGUCAUGAUCGAGCUCAAAGAGUCGUUCGGGUGUGAGGGACGAGGAGGUUACUUUGACGAGUUUGGGAUUGUGAGGGACGUCCUGCAGAACCAUUUCAUGCAGGUCAUGACUAUGCUGGCGAUGGACCGACCUGAUUCGCUCGAUGGCGACGAGUUGCGUGACGAAAAGGUCAAGGUUCUCAAAUCGAUCGCCGCCGUCGACCCCAAGGACGAGUCCUCCUACAUCCUCGGUCAAUACACCAAAUCCAAGGACGGCAAGAAGCCUGGGUACACCGAGGACGAGUCUGUGGAGAACAAGGAGAGCAAGACGGCUACCUUUGCCGAGAUGGUCCUGAAGAUCGACAAUGAGCGAUGGCAAGGAGUCCCCUGGAUCUUGAAGAGCGCCAAGGCGAUCGAAGAGGAUAUCAUGCGCGUCAUCGUGCACCUGAAACCGCACGAGGACAGCGGGUUUACGCCCCUGUAUGAGGGGACGAAACCUUCGGCCCUGGUCUUUGAGCUGUUCGAGACCAAGAAGGUGUAUUUCAGUAUCAAUUCCAGGAAACCGGGUUUCGUGGGAGGACCGACGAGGAGCAAGGUCGUACUCGAUUGGGAUUCGGAAGAAGCGCAGAAGGAGGGGAAGAGUUUGGAUCCGUACGCCGUUGUCAUCGGCGAGGCUAUCAGGGGACGAGAAGAGAACUUCGUCAGGGAAGACGAGCUCUACGAAGCUUGGAGGAUCUUUACUCCGUUCCUCAAACACAUCGAGUCCGAAGCCGGUCCCAAGCCCGAACCUUACGAGUAUGGUUCAGAAGGACCCGAGGGGUUCAAGAAGUUUGAGGAAAAGUUGGGGUACCAGGCCGGGUUGCAGUGAGCGGAGGGAACGUCGAUGUGGGUCGCCGAGAAGAGUCCUACGGAGAUGGAGAAUGGCCGAGAAAUGCGUAGGGUGGAUAUGGUGAAACGUGAAACAAGUAAAGGAAGCAAAUUUGCCUUGUCAAACGGAAAGUUCGAGUCAAUGAAAGUGAUAUUUGUAAGAAAAGAGGAGAUGGAGGUAUAUUCAGUGCGGG
This is a messenger RNA of Filobasidium floriforme, 1977 nucleotides long. RefSeq names its product glucose-6-phosphate 1-dehydrogenase-like protein. Gene Ontology annotation, cellular component: cytosol. The transcript is spliced from 10 exons. Gene Ontology annotation, biological process: pentose-phosphate shunt, oxidative branch; glucose metabolic process. The record is from RefSeq and is a predicted model, not a curated record. Lineage: Eukaryota; Fungi; Basidiomycota; Tremellomycetes; Filobasidiales; Filobasidiaceae. Gene Ontology annotation, molecular function: NADP binding; glucose-6-phosphate dehydrogenase activity. Bases 18 to 1784 code for a protein of 588 amino acids.